Ectocarpus siliculosus is the source of this 1540-nucleotide messenger RNA. NCBI's taxonomy places the organism in Eukaryota, Phaeophyceae, Ectocarpales, Ectocarpaceae. The record is from the annotation of a GenBank genome assembly.
AACACGUUCUACGAGAGCCGGAGCGACAACAGUACAGCUGUAAGCCCCCCAAGAAUAGGCACGUCACACCUCGUAUUCUUCAAGGCUUGAGCUUCACAGCCACUGAGAAGGAACGAAAUAAAUCUGUGCUGUAUUGGCGAGGCGGCGAGGCGGACGAAAACAACAACGCGGUGUAACACAGCACUUCCCAGCAGAGACAACCUCGCACGGAACACUUCCACUCCUCUGUCGAAGACAACGCCAUCCGCUACACAGAGUACCCUCUUCUGAGAGAAAAAGACGGUGUGCACCCGAAGCAGCAGCCAUGGGAAACAAGGUAUCUCUGGAGAAUGAACUCAUCAACCUGAGGCUGACCUCCAAGCAGCAGCAGAGGGGCGCGAUCAAGUGCACCAAGAACGAGAACGCGGCGAAGGCCAAGUUGCGAGAGGCAAUCAAGGCUGGCAACAUCGAGGGAGCCCGUAUCUACGGCCAGAACGCGAUUCGAGAAAAGAAUCAAAGUUUAAAUUGUCUACGUCUAAGUAGUCGAAUAGAUGCUGUGGCGUCGCGGCUCGAGACAGCGAUUCGGAUGAAGCAGGUAAACAAGUCGAUGGAGGGGGUGGUUAAGGGCAUGGAGUCGGCUCUCAAGGCAAUGGACGUCGAGCGCAUCUCGAAAACCAUGGACAGCUUCGAGCAGCAGUUCGAAGACAUGGAUGUACGGGCGGGGUACAUGGAAAACGCCAUGGGCGACUCAACGGCCAUGUCGACGCCCCAGGAGCAAGUGGAUGGCCUCAUUCAGAUGGUAGCCGAUGAGGCUGGCUUAGAGCUGGGUGAACAGCUCGACGACGCUGGCCCUGUGUCUAACAAGGUGCCCGCCAAGCCGGCGGCCGCACCGGCGGCCGCGGCUGGCGAGGAGGACGAGCUGGCCAAUAGGUUGGCCGCCCUGCGCAAAUGAGAACGUAACUCGUUUGCAUGGAUUGAUAGGGCAGCCGUCCGUUGCGCAUGGAAGGUGUGUCGUUACGUUUUGGCUGUUUGCAGUAUUUGCAAGAGCUAGCCCAUUGCUACGUCGCUGUACUCAGAUGUUAAGCUGACGUAAAAUUGUUGGUUGUGGUGCGCGGUUGGUGAGGCUACCCUGCCGGCUGCAUACGUUUGUAGAGUGGACCGGUAUCUCUUUUGCGAGAAGACAUGAGAUGGACGAUAGAUAAGCUCCUACAGCAGACUCGCAUGCACCACAAACUUGCGAGUUUCGUAUACCUUCUGUUGUUUUCCAGCACGUUGAAAGAGAGUCGAACACUGCUGAUAUUUAGCAGUGUAGUAAGCCACAGGGCGUGUCUGUUGUCUUAGUAUUGUCUCUGAGUAACCCGCUGAGGCAUCGUUGUUCAUGUAAUAGGGACUGCAAGUUGCUGAUAUUUGAACUCGAGAGUUCGUCGAAGGAUGCCUGCUGCAGCUCACGAGUUUGAACGGUUGCUCAAGUAGAGUAGUUUAGUCUGUGGAACAGGUGGACCCGACAAACGAGCAAUGGAACUCACAGGUCCCGCCCCCGUGUAAAUGAUCGUUUUGUCUU